Molecule: messenger RNA, 2092 nt
Organism: Girardinichthys multiradiatus
Lineage: Eukaryota; Metazoa; Chordata; Actinopteri; Cyprinodontiformes; Goodeidae
Product: fibroblast growth factor 20-like
Exons: 3
Coding region: 514-1200 (228 amino acids)
Biological process (GO): animal organ morphogenesis; positive regulation of gene expression; positive regulation of protein phosphorylation
Cellular component (GO): cytoplasm
Molecular function (GO): growth factor activity; fibroblast growth factor receptor binding
Source: RefSeq, a predicted model, not a curated record
AGAUGAGACAGCAGAGCGAGAGCCAAAUGAGGAGGGGGUCUGGGCCUUUUUGUAUAAAAAGGCAACUUGGAGUGAAUAUGAGGCGAUGCGCUGAGGAGUGAGGUGCCGUUGUGUCAGUGCGCUGCUGCAGGAGCAGAUUUUUUAAAAUCUAAAAGUGAAUCCAGCUGGAGAGAGAGGGAAAAGGAACCCUAGGUUUGAAAAAAGGGGGAGUAUCUAAAGGUGAGGAAAGGAGAGGGAGCGGAUAAAUAGAAGAGGAAAGGCGGAGGAGGAGAGGUAGGGAAGCGGAUUGCUGCAGCUCAUACGUGUUAACAUCACGCAGGAGUUUAAAUCCCCUUCAAUGACAAUUUAAUUAGCGGUGCGCCAAAAAUUACACACUGUGUCCGCACAUCCAACUUUUUUCUUCUCCGGUCGCUUUACCCGGCCGAUCCUCGCUGGCAAACAGUAGAUCUUCGCUCAUCACUCGGACCUCGGAUCUCCUGCGCUUGCGACCAGCAUCGGGUGUCUGAAUCUGUGAUGGGGGCAGCGGCUGAGGUUGGGAGCUUCGCCAACGGGUUUUUGGACAGCUUUGGUGGCGCUUCGGCUUCGGUUGGUUCGCAUUUUGUUCUCACCCCAGCGGGGGCCGUGGACUACAACUCUGCAACGGGACUGAUGCUGGGAGGACAGGGGCUGCAGCAGCAACAGCAGCAGGAGAACCUGGUGUCCGCGGAGAGGCUAUCUCGGAGCCUGGCGGACCUCAGUCAUCUCAAAGGGAUUCUGAGGCGGAGGCAGCUUUACUGCAGGACCGGCUUCCACCUGGAAAUCCAUUCGGAUGGUACCGUGCAGGGUACCAGGAAAGACCACAGCAGAUUCGGUAUUCUGGAGUUCAUCAGUCUUGCAGUUGGACUGGUCAGCAUCAGAGGGGUGGACAGUGGCCUCUACCUUGCCAUGAACAGCAAGGGAGAGCUGUAUGGAUCGGAAAAGCUGUCAGCGGAGUGUGUUUUCAGGGAACAGUUUGAGGAAAACUGGUAUAACACUUACUCUUCAAACAUCUACCGGCACGGGGAGAAAGGUGCAUUUUACUUUGUUGGACUGAACAAAGACGGGACAUCACGGGAUGGAACAAGGUCACGGCGACAUCAGAGAUUCACACACUUCCUACCGAGGCCUGUAGACCCAGAGAGAGUCCCAGACCUGUACCGAGACAUACUGGGCCAGAGCUGAGGGCAAAAGCUGUUUUUGCCCUAACACAACCAAAACGGGUUUGAGGCAACAGGCCAAUUAAGUGUGCCGAACCGAAUGUCAUUCCUUUCUUUUGUGGAGACGGAGGAUCUUGUGGAUCUGAAUGGAAGAGGAUCAUGAAGAAAGCACCAAAUCCAGUCCAUGUUGCUCGGAUAGAUAAGGACAAAAAAAAGUCUGGGACAGGUCUGGGAUUUGAGGAGCAGAACACAAGAAAACUCCAUCAAAGGAACAAAGAUGAUGUUCCUCAAAUGUUCUUCAGUGGCCUAUGGAAUGACCCUGUUAGCCAAAUGGAUCAUUUUUGGGUUUUUAUUAGUUUUCGUUUUUAUAAAAUCCAAAUACAUGCUGUUCAGAUUGCAUGCUCAGAUGGACAGAACUGGAUCUGAUAGUUGUGAGAUUACCCACCAGCUGCCGGUAGCCUUUUACAGCCAUGUCUGCUGGGGCGUCACUGCUCCACUGCUUUCAGUAAACAUUUUAGGGUUGUUUUUUUUAACAUUACUGAGGCUGCUCUGGCUGGUUUGCAUAAACAAAAACGAUAGUUUCAUGCACUGGAAAGCAUCUGUGCUUGUGUCAGAAAUCAGCAGCUAUAACUCUUCUGCAAAGUUCAAGAGGACGAUGACAUGAAAGACGGGUCUAAUGGGGUUGCCUGUGGUGGAACACUGUUUAGUUGAUACAUGAGGGACUCUUUCAGUGAAGGAUAUUUAGCUGUUGUAGACCUGACUGUCUGCAGUCAGACAACGAGCAACGGACUGAUAAAAGACAAACAUUUUGAUGGAUUUAAUUAUUUAUAUGUUUUUUCUUAGGGCAUACAUUAUAUUUAUUUCAUAUAUUUAUUUAUUUUAAAGAUAUAUUUUUACAGGUAUGAGAUGAAAUAAAA